UCCUGACAGCAGUGAAGGCAUCACGUGCAGCUGCACCUUGGUGGGCGGGUCCAGGAAGAGGAAUGCACCUAAUGGUACCUGAAUGUUACUCUUCAGGUAGUGGAAAGGGUCGCCUUUAAUACUUUUGUCAAAACCAAACGGACUGAAGGGUGCUGCUGCUGCUGCUGUGGUUGCAGAGUGAUGGGCCUGUCGAAGCGAGUGUCAUUGUGGUCGGUGGAAGAGGUGUUGGAGUGGAUGCAGGACUAUCACCCGGCCAAGAUGGACACGCUCCAAAAAGCCAUAAUUAAACACGCCAUAUCAGGCCGUGUGUUGCUGAGGUUAAAGGACCAUCACCUGGAGCUCCUCGGGGUGGAGGCUGAAGAAGAGCAGCAGGAAAUCUUGCAAGACCUGCUACUCCUCAGAGUGCAGGAAGAAGUCAACGAACUCAACGACAUCUGCGCAGAGUGUUUUUCUUCAUAGCGGUAAAUAAAUAUCUUCAGGAGGACUGUGAGGGGCUUGUUUUUUUUCAUUCAUCCAAGAGAAGGAGGGAGAGAAGUGGGAGUGAUGGAAAUAACAAGACAAGGUGAAAGAGAAAGAAGAAUCGAUGAAGAAUGAAGAGAGAAAGAAACCCAUUUCCUGAGUGAAAUCUGACCUGUGCAGAUGGAUGAGAUUAGUUUUUGUCUUCUUUUUUUUUGAGCCCUGCUGUGCAUUAGUCUCUGUCUGUCUCUAUAGUGGGUUAACAUCCUAUCAGGAAAUAUUUUUAGCUAUGUAAAACCACUUUAGUCAAGACUGAAAUGUCUACUGGAUAGAUGGUAAUAGUCGUUCAUGACCCCAGAGGAUGAAUUAUAAUGCUACUCAUUUUUAACUCGCGAACCGUCAUCAAGUCCUUUUGUACUUUUGUAAAUGCACAAUAAAAAAAAGCCAAAAAGGCACUAAUAUUUCAUUUAAUGUAUAAAACACUUUUCGAUUACUCGAAUACACUUUAAGAAAUAUGUUUCAUACAACUUUAAAUAAAAGAAUUGCAAGAAAAUACAACAUGCAAUGAAUUUAGAGAAAAUACAAAGAAAAUAUAGGCCCCCAAAAAAGUAGGUUUUGGUCAGUUCAAGGAAUCCUCUUGUGAACGUCUUCAAAUGAAACGGUCCAAACAUUUCUGAAUGCCUUUUUAUAAAAUGCCCUUUAUUUAUUUAUGUUGCCCUUCUUGUAAUGUGUGUUCUAGGCAUCAAUACCACUCCACAUUUGUAUUGCGUACAGAAAAAGGUCAUGUCUGUUUGUGUACAUCAGUUCAUGGCGAUUGGUUGGAUUAAAAUAGCUGCUUUGGAAAGACA
This is a messenger RNA of Eleginops maclovinus (Patagonian blennie), 1304 nucleotides long. RefSeq names its product sterile alpha motif domain-containing protein 12-like. Gene Ontology annotation, biological process: cell surface receptor protein tyrosine kinase signaling pathway. Gene Ontology annotation, molecular function: protein binding. NCBI's taxonomy places the organism in Eukaryota, Metazoa, Chordata, Actinopteri, Perciformes, Eleginopidae. The coding region runs from base 181 to 459 and encodes 92 amino acids. The transcript has 4 exons. The record is from RefSeq and is a predicted model, not a curated record. Gene Ontology annotation, cellular component: cytoplasmic side of plasma membrane.